AAUCCUGGUGGUGUUGAUUUCCAGGUAGGAAUAACGAAUCCUUAAUUAUUCGUUGUUGGCAUUAUGAAAAGUAUAAUUUAUAAUGUUUAUUGAUACAUCUACUAUGUGAGUGUUGGCGAGAAAUCGAUGAUGCCAUUUCACGUCUUUCAAUAUCCAUUUGUGCAUACCAAACUCAACAGCAUAAGAUGGACACUUGCUUGCUUAAAACAUGUUCGAAUAUUCUGCUUUCAGUUUCACAUCAGUAUGAAGGAAUAGCGAAACAAUUUUCGAAUUCCCCACUGAUCACGACAGUUUCACUAGGAAAACGAAGAAUACACAAGUAAUUAUUAAUGUGCUUAAUAUAAUCAGUUGCAGUCAACUAGGUCUUAGCCAAAGAUUGAAACGAGUUAUCUGGAAACUACUCAAGUAAAGCAGCAGUUUAGCUAGCCAAGUCACCGUGACCACAACAUUCCAUGUCACCUACAGUCGGUUUAGUUCCAGGUUAUGUGUGGUUUACUCAGACCGACCAUCUAGAAAGAGCUACUACUUCCACCUGAUUGCUUCACACUUACUCAUGUUACUCAUUAUUAUAUAUUGUCAAAACAUCAUAAGUUAAUUUAAUUCGAGGUUGAUUCCAAGCCAACUCAAACCUCUUACCGCAACAUCCGAUGAAGAUCGGGGUUGGUUUAAGGCCAAGAUGGUGGAUAUAGCUCACCAGUUUUUAAACAACAACCCAAAGGAGAAGAGUAUUUUAAAUUCCCAACAUUUCAAAGCCUUGAAAGAGCUACGGGAAAAUUCUAAUAUAAUUAUUACUAAACCUGAUAAAGGUUCUGGAGUCGUCAUUAUGAAUAAAAGUGACUACAAAUCUAAAAUGAUGUCUAUUCUUGAUGAUAAGAGCAAAUUUAGUCGUGAUCCCUCCUCAGAAGAUAUUCAGUUGUUGCAGGGCACAGUGACAGCUAAUCUACUGAAGCUUCAUGGCCUAAAUGCUAUAAGUAAAGAUAAACUGGACUCAUUAAAACCGUCAGAUAGUAAAUUCCCACAUAUGUAUGGGUUGCCGAAAAUACAUAAACCCAAUAAUCCUCUACGUCCUAUAUUGUCAAUGUGCAAAUCCCCAACGCAUAAACUUGCUAAAUGGUUAGUGGAAUUAUUGAAUCCAGUCAAAACACAAUUCUGUAAGUAUGUGUUAAAAGAUACAUUUGAAUUGGUUGAUGUUCUUGAUGAUAGUAAUAUUAAUAUAAUGAACAAGAAUAUGUACUCUUUUGAUGUAAACUCGUUAUUCACUAAUGUGCCUUUGAUCAAAACAGUUGACAUUUUGUGUGAUUAUAUUUCCACAAACAAUUUUUUCAUCCCGUUCCCUAUAUCUUACUUAAAAGAUUUAUUACUUCUAUGUACUAACAAUGUUAGGUUUACAUUUGAAGGCGACUGUUUCCGCCAAGUUGAUGGUGUUGCUAUGGGCAGUCCGUUAGGGCCCCUUUUAGCAGAUAUUUAUAUGUCGUACAUUGAGAAUUUAUCGGAAGAUUUAAUCGAGAAUGUGCCACUUUAUAGAAGGUAUGUAGAUGAUAUCGUAGUCAUCAGUGAUAAGUCUUGUUCUGCCACCUAAAUUUUAAAUCGAAUGAAUGAAGUUCAGAAUAGCAUAUCACUUACAUCUGUAGAAGAGGAAGAUAAUUGUUUAUCUUUCCUAGACAUAUUGCUUAGUCGAUGGCUUGAUGGGUCAAUAAAAAGACCUAUUUAUAGAAAACCUACCUGGACAGGACAGUAUCUUAAUUACCACAGUUUCUGCCCUAUUCGGUACAAAAGAGGCUUAGUAAGGUGCCUCUUCAAUAGAAUCCGACGAAUAUGCACUGAAGACACGCUUGAUGAAGAGUAAAAAAUAUUGACACAAACUCUGGUUGAUAACAAUUAUCCAGUAAAGUUCAUCGGGAGAUAUAAAGUAGUCAGAACACCAAGACCCACUCUCCAACUCGCCCCUAAGAAAGACGUGUACAUCAAGCUACCCUAUAUGGGACAUCAAAGCAGCUUGAUAACUAGACAAAGGCUGAACGCUGCUGUUAAAAAGACUUUUUAUGCAGCUAAUAUCAUAAUAUUAGAGAAUGUUAAGCCAUUAUAUCUAUCUAAGCCCUUCGAACAUGCGAAAAAUGACGUCACAUCCCACUGUAUUUACCAAUUUGAAUGUACAUGUGGACACACAUACAUAGGGAGGACUCAUCGAUCUCUGCAAGUAAGGGCUUCAGAGCAUAUUCCAAAAUGGCUCCAGAAACAAAUGGAAUCAUCAGAACCUAUUAACGGUGAGAACAGGAGACCUAGCUCUUCUACUGCGAAACAUAUUAUAGAGACAGGUCAAAAAAUUGAUGUUGACAGAUCUUUUAAACCUAUCUAUAAAACGUG
Messenger RNA from Trichobilharzia regenti, 2364 nucleotides. The record is from the annotation of a GenBank genome assembly. NCBI's taxonomy places the organism in Eukaryota, Metazoa, Platyhelminthes, Trematoda, Strigeidida, Schistosomatidae.